Molecule: messenger RNA, 548 nt
Organism: Lynx canadensis (Canada lynx)
Lineage: Eukaryota; Metazoa; Chordata; Mammalia; Carnivora; Felidae
Product: transcription elongation factor A protein-like 8
Exons: 1
Coding region: 149-502 (117 amino acids)
Source: RefSeq, a predicted model, not a curated record
UGCUGGAGAAGGAGAAAAGUGCCCCGGAUCCUUUCAGGACUCUUGGUCUUUGGACGCGACACAGAUCGAGUGAGGGAAGAGGCAGGAAAAUCCCCUGGAUCCCUGCAGAAUUAAUUUAUUCAAAAGAAAUAACAGAAAAAUACUCAACAUGCAAAAGUCUUGUGAAGAAAAUGAAGGAAAACCACAGAACAUGCCAAAGGCAGAGGCAGGCCGUCCUUCAGAAGCUGUACCACAGGAGGCAGAAGGAAAUCCUCAACCUUCCGAAGAAGGUGUAAGCCAGGAAGCAGAAGGAAAUCUUAGAGGAGGGCUGACCCAACCUGGCCAGGGGUUUAAAGAGGACACUCCUGUGAGGCAUUUGGACCCUGAAGAAACGAUAAGAGGAGUAGAUGAGUUGGAAAGGCUUAGGGAAGAGAUAAGAAGAGUAAGAAACAAGUUUGUGAUGAUGCAUUGGAAGCAAAGACAUUCACGCAGCCGCCCUUAUCCUGUGUGCUUUAGGCCUUGAAUUUUUUUGUCUGAUAUUAAAUCUGGCCCCUGCUUUCUUUCUGUUA